GGGUAUCGGGAGAGGCUUCCAGCAAACCUUCUCUGGCCUCUGGAGGGACGGACCACCGUUGCCGCGGCUUUGGCUUCUACGAUCUGCGUUCGGGCUAAACGGCCACAGCGGCGCCACUGCCGCUCCCCUUGCGCCUGGUUCUGACCGUAUUUGUUCCCCGGAGGCCGCCCCGGUUACAGCAGCGGCCGCGGCCGACAUGUUGUGAGGCGGCGGCGCGGGUGUCUCAAGGAUGGUUUGGCUGAGGCGGCAGCAGCGGCUGCUGGCGGCGGCGGCAUUGGCGGCGGCGUUGGCAGCGGGGGCUCCGGCUCUGUAGAGCCCAGCCCGCUGGGUGUCCGCCCAGUACCGCGGCCAGACCGGUGCCCCUGGACCUUGCCUCUGCUCUGGCGCCUUUGGGGAACGGUUAGGCGACAGCGCACGCCCCUCAGAGGAGACACGAAGGGGGUUCUCCAGUGCUCAGAUUUCCGGACCACCUAGCCUUCCCCUCUCCGACCUGGGCAGUGCUGUCCCCAGAAUCCUCAGCCCCCCCUCCCCCAAAUUUGCUCCCAGCCUCGCCCUGAAUCUUUCACACACGUGGGUGUUCCACGCCCUCUCGAGCCAACCCCUCGCCCCUUAAUUUUCUGCACCCUCUUCUCAGAGCGCCCCCCGGAUUGCUCUCCGAGGGCAGCCUUUUGAAAAAUCUUCGUGGAGCAGUGGACCAGAACUGGGGAGUUUUCAAAAGUCGGGGCGCGAGAGAUAGGAAGGUACGAUGGCUUCCUCAUCUGGGAACGAUGAUGAUCUCACUAUACCCAGAGCUGCUAUCAAUAAGAUGAUCAAAGAGACUCUCCCCAAUGUCCGGGUGGCCAACGAUGCCCGGGAGCUGGUGGUGAACUGCUGCACUGAAUUCAUUCACCUUAUUUCUUCUGAAGCCAAUGAGAUUUGCAAUAAAUCGGAAAAGAAGACCAUCUCGCCAGAGCACGUCAUACAAGCACUAGAAAGUUUAGGCUUUGGCUCUUAUAUCAGUGAAGUAAAAGAAGUCUUACAAGAAUGCAAGACAGUAGCAUUAAAAAGAAGAAAGGCCAGUUCUCGUUUGGAAAACCUUGGCAUUCCUGAAGAAGAGUUAUUGAGACAGCAACAGGAAUUAUUUGCAAAAGCUAGACAGCAACAAGCAGAAUUAGCCCAACAGGAAUGGCUUCAAAUGCAGCAAGCUGCCCAACAAGCACAGCUUGCUGCUGCUUCAGCAAGUGCAUCCAACCAGGCAGGAUCUUCUCAGGAUGAAGAAGAUGAUGAUGAUAUCUGAAAUUCACCAGCUGAGUUUCUAUUUCCUCUAUAAAUGUUUUUCCCUGCACAAGAAAACAGUGAAAGAAAUGCUUAUCUGUAAUUUUGUAUGCAUCUUGGUGGACUUGCCAUUGGUAUUCUAGGGAUGUCUGCCGUUAAGUUUCAUCUAUUGUGUGCUAUUCAUGUAAAAACUGUCUCUUCGAACUAUUGAAAAUUUAAGGCUCAGUAUAAUAUCAAUUUUGAAUUUUUAAUGAUGUUUAUGAAAUUUUAGAUAGCAGUGAGUCCUUUAUUUGAUCAAUAAACAGUGUUACAGAAAACUUCAAGUUUAUAAAAAUACAGUGAAAUUUAUACAGAAGCUCUAAAUCUUCAUUUGCAUUUCCUCUGCCCUUUUAACUAAACUAAAAAUUGGGAAUUUUAAAUUAUUGGGGGGGAGGUGCUAUGUGAUGCAGUAGAUAUUAGAUCAGGCUGGUGAAAAAACAAAGAGUUCAGUUCUGUAGUAUUUGGAUUUUUUGUCUUUUAAAAUGAGUAUAUAUACAGGCACUGCAUAUAUAUGCUCAGAUAAAUAUACUUGUUUUAAAAAGUCUCAAACAAGACAUUCAAAAACUAGGAUGAGUAUGUUCAGUAGUAGUUGUAAAAUUUGGUAGGUUAUGUUUUGAUUUUGUUUUUGUUUUAUGUAGAGGUAAAAACUAAAGUUUUAUUAUAGCAUAAUUCAUCUUGAGCUACACUAUUACAUUUCAAAGACUGUCCCGUUUUGAGGACUGUCAUGAUUCUUAGUAUUUCACUCCAAUGAUUGUUAAUAGUAUUACUUGCUUAGUCCAUCCAUGUUUAUUGGAACUUGUGAAACAAUUGCUUAGGUUCCGUUGGUUUAACUAAGGUUCAUGAAUAUUCAAACCUUUGCUGGGGGAAAGAAAUGAAAGUUAAUGAGCAUGCUUGCUAUAAGACGGAUUUUUUUGUAAUUUAACUUGUAGUCAUAGUUUACUUAUUGUUUGUUUUUAGCAUUACUUUUACAAUUUCUUGACUAGAUGGCCUAGAGUGUCCAAUGCUUCCUUUUGAAAUGGCAUCAUUGUCUCCAUAAUAAUUGAGCUUUAAAAAAUGAUUGUUUUUGUUUUGUUUAAGAAAGUGUAUCAUAAUUGAUCAGCCCUAUAUGAAACAUAGUUUCAACCUGCUCAUUACAAGGGAAAAGCUUUAAUUUGGUUCCAAUAAAUAAAGUAUGGUAGUGAUUUUUAUAGGAAUCCAGUGUGUUGAAGAACUGGCCUAUUGUUUGUAUUUUGAAAACAGAAUGGAAAGCCACUUAGGAUAGUAUGAAGUAAUCUAAAUUCCUAUGUCAGUUGCCAAAUCAUUUAAAUUUGUAUAUUCACCAGGUCUAAAGAUAGAUUGCAGAUGCCAGGAUUCCAAUUUUAAUUGAAGAGCUAAAUAAGUAAAGUUUACAAGUAUUAGAUUUCUUAAUGAUCAUAUUUUGCAGUUUUAGAAAAAGUGAAAUAUUGUCAUACAUUUAUUAAAUACACUUCUUCCAUGCCACAACUAAGUGAAUCUUGCUUAAUGUUUUGAGUUGAAGUUGGUAUUGAAUCCAUGAAGUGCAUUUGGACAAAAUAGAAGGGAUUGUUUUUUUAAAAGUUUAAGUACCAAAGGUAGUCUAGUCUAAGAAAUAAUAAGUUAAUAAGUGUUGGCUUUUCUAACUUGUACUGUAACAUCCUUAUACUUUCUAUUUUAAGUAUAUCUGUUUCUUAUGUAAACAACUUAGAUAUUUUUCCAUACUUUUUUUUUUGAUG
This is a messenger RNA of Eubalaena glacialis (North Atlantic right whale), 3023 nucleotides long. It is a transcript of the gene DR1, whose product is annotated as down-regulator of transcription 1. Gene Ontology annotation, molecular function: protein heterodimerization activity; general transcription initiation factor activity; TBP-class protein binding. Gene Ontology annotation, cellular component: negative cofactor 2 complex. The transcript has 3 exons. Lineage: Eukaryota; Metazoa; Chordata; Mammalia; Artiodactyla; Balaenidae. The record is from RefSeq and is a predicted model, not a curated record. The coding region runs from base 746 to 1276 and encodes 176 amino acids. Gene Ontology annotation, biological process: positive regulation of transcription by RNA polymerase II; RNA polymerase II preinitiation complex assembly; chromatin remodeling.